UGCCAGUAACGCGCUACUUAGUAACGCGUUACUGUAGUCUGACUACUUUUUUCAGUAACGAGUAGUCUAACGCAACUACUAUUUCAAAACCAGUAGUCAGACUACAGUUACUUAUCUAAUAUUAAAUGCGUUACUUUUUCGCAUUUCACUCUGUAGAAUCAAUGAGUUCAACGCGCCGUUUGAUUGGAACUUCCGGGCAGUUUUUUUUGCAAAUGUUCUGUCCUCAUAUCUCUGCGGCGCGAGAGAGAGUUAGCUGCAACUUUAGUGUGCUAUGGAGGAAGAGCGGUUCGCGUUUAGCAGUUGGAAAUACAAGGACUAUUUUGAUUUUAUUUCAGUUAAUGAUGGUAACAUCAAGGUCCGAUGCACGCUCUGCCCUGGCGAGAAAGUACUCUCGACUUUCAAAAAUACCACGUCUAACCUAAAGAAGCACCUCGAUAAACAGCACGCCACAACAAGCUUAAAGGAGCGAGCACCACCCGGAGUGAAAGAAAAAGACAUGGUAGGUCCCAGUCCUAAACAGAUGAGGCUUGAUUUCGAAGCAAAGCCAACUAGUGGUGCCGAAUUGAACCGGUUAGUUGGACGUUAUGUGGUUGAAGAGAUGCUGCCUGUCAACACAGUCGACUCGCCCUCAUUUCGUGACAUCGUUCGUAGGAUUCCUACCAGUAAAGGCACUGAGCUACCUCAUAGAACAUCCUUUGCUAGCUACCUGGACAGGGAAUACUCAACGAUGGAGGAAAAUCUUAGAACCGCACUACGUGAUGUCGACUUUGUAUCAACAACAGCAGAUAUCUGGACAGCGAAUAAUAAGAGCUACAUGGGGGUCACACUGCACUGGUUUAGUAGACACACUUUGGAACGAAAAAAGGCCGCUUUGGCGUGUAAGAGAGUACGGGGCAGACACACAUAUGACGUGAUAGGUCAAGAAAUCGAAGACAUCCACUCGUCGUAUGGGAUUGUAAAUAAAGUCGUUGCGACAGUGACGGAUAACGGCUCGAAUUUUGUAAAAGCAUUUCGAGUUUAUCAGGCUCCAUCUGAUGACGACGAGAUGGAAGAAGAGUCCCUCGAUGAAGUCACGUUUGUACCAAUGUCAGACCUAUUGUCAGCUGAGCAUGAGAGGGAUGCUGAGGCCCAGAUUGCCCUUCCUCCACACCACAGAUGUGCCUCACACACAAUCAACCUCGUUACCACAAAUGACGUCGACAAAUACUUAACAUCAAUUGCAGACGUCAAGGUUGUGUACAGGAGCAGCACAGCAAAAUGCUCUGCUCUGUGGACAAAGGCAAGUAGGUCAAGCACGGCAUCAGAGGCAGUGGAGGAGGUGAGCAAAAGGAAGCUCCUAGUCCCAACAUCGACACGGUGGAACUCCUUUUUUGACUCUGUAAAAAGAGUCACAGAAAUCCCCAUGCAUGAGCUGAACACUCUGUGCACCAAGUUAGGGGUAAAAGGUUUCAAGGACAAAGAGUACCAGUUCUUGCAUGAAUAUUGCACUGUCACAAGGCCUUUGACCAUUGCACUGGACAUUUUGCAAGCCGACUGUCCUUAUGGAACUUUGCUACCCACAUUGGAAGCGCUGAUGCAGAGGGCCCUGGCCCUUAAACACACCCUCUCCAGCAUGACUGCAGGCCUGCCGGAUGCCAUAGUGCAGGCAGUGCAGACACGGUUUGCCAAUCUCCUGGACGAUAGAGGUGCCCUUCUCGCAGCUGUGAGUUGCCCAAAAUUCAAGCUGAGAUGGAUGAGAGAUGCAGAUAGGAGGGAGCAAGUGAAACAGCUUCUCCAAGAUGAGUGCUGCACAAUUGCUUCUCCACGACAGAGCUCUGCCAGUGUCGCCAACUCACCUGUCCACCAAGGUGAGGCGGAUUUUUUUGAUUUUGAGGCACAGCCAGAGGAGGCCUACUCUGCAGAGAAAGAAGUGAUGAUGUAUCUGAGUUCGUCAAAUGAUCUUCAGGUUCUGCAUGACUUUGUCAACAUAAAGAGGAUCUUCUUGAAGUACAACACACCAACCCCAUCCAGUGCUCCUGUGGAGCGUCUGUUUAGUCUGGGGGGCUUGGUGCUCACACCAAGAAGAAACAGACUGUCUGACCAGAGGUUCGAGAAGCUUCUGCUAAUGCGGUACAACCACUGGUUUACCGGCCCCAGUCCACAGUUUCUUGCAUAAAUCCUUGCUUCUCUAAUGCGGGACAACUACAGGCUUAUUAACAUGAUUUUGGUCUUGUUUUGUUAAAGCACUCCUUGUUCUAAUGCGGGACUACAGGUUCAUUAAGAUAUUACUGUAAUUCAUAUGGAUGAUGAUGAUAUAUGGAGUUAAGAAUAUUUAUUUUAUUUUUAAGCAAGGCUACUUUCUUUUUUACUUUCUUAUAAGAAAAGUUCAUUCAUUGAGGUGUCGUUAGCUUUUCAGUGCCAUAAUAUUUUAUUUUUAUGAGGAGUUAUUUAUGUGAAAGUCAAUUUUAUUUGUGGAAGUCAAUUUUAUUUGUAUGUUUUAGUAUCUUAACAAGACACUUUAUAAUUUACAUAAAGUCAAGUAAGACUGUCUUAUUUUUUAUUAUUAAAAAGUUAGUGAGUUAGUUUUCAAAUGUCCCUGUCAGUUUUGUUUGGUCCAGAUGUUUUUGACAUUUUGUUGUUUUUGAUGUCAAUAAAAGUGAGUUUUGGCAUAACUGGUAGUCAUUUUUAUGUUGAGGGGGUGGGGGAUCAGCCUUUGCUGUAAGUAGGGUGGCCAGAUGUCCAUCUUUUAGGCCGGACCGUCUAUCUUGUCAGUGUCUUGCCCAGCCUCAGGGGCAGCAUCAAGCCAGACAUCUAAUUCAGUAAAAUGCAGGAAUUUGCAUCUAAAGGUUACAAAAUGUAUCUGCUAGGCCUAUAUGCUGCAAGUAACUAAAAGUAAUCUAACUUAGUUACUUUCAAAAUCAAGUAGUCAGUAACGUAACUAAGUUACUUUUUCGAGCAGUAGUCAGUAGUCAGUAGUCGAUUACUGUUUCAAAGUAACUAUGGCAUCACUGAUCAUAU
Messenger RNA from Larimichthys crocea (large yellow croaker), 2997 nucleotides. RefSeq lists its product as uncharacterized. The record is from RefSeq and is a predicted model, not a curated record. Lineage: Eukaryota; Metazoa; Chordata; Actinopteri; Sciaenidae. The coding region runs from base 272 to 2155 and encodes 627 amino acids. The transcript is spliced from 2 exons. Gene Ontology annotation, molecular function: DNA binding.